AUGUCGGACCUCGAAAAGGUGCCGAUGGAUGGGUCUAGUUCGUUCGAAGCUCUGCGAGGUGAUGCAAGUGCCUCGAAAGAAGACAAUCACGUACCCAACACGCGCACUGUCCAACUGCAUGUGAGUGGUAUGACUUGCGGUUCAUGUGUGGCAAGUAUCGAAAAAAUGCUGGGGCAGAAGCCGGGGAUCGAGUCUGUGACUGUGGCUCUGCUUGCGGAGCGUGCAACGGUUGUGUAUGAUGCUGCAUCUACCUGGACGCCUGACAAGCUCGUCGAGGCCAUUGAUGACAUUGGCUUCGAUGCUCAGGUCGUGCCGGAGCGUGCAGAGGACGCCGUUACACUUUCAGUAUUUGGCAUGACGUGCAGUUCUUGCACAUCUUCGCUAGAGCAUGCGCUUAUGAGAGUCGAUGGCGUCGUGUCAUGUAACGUCUCGCUCACACUCCAGAGAGCACAAAUCGAGUUCGAUCACCACCGAACAAGCGUGCGCGCGCUUGUUGAGGCAGUGGAAGAUGCUGGAUUUGAUGCGAUUGUAUUUGAUGAUCGGGACGAAGCGCAGAUCGAGAGUCUCACGCAUGUGCAUGAGAUGCAUGAUUGGCUACAUGCAUUCAUGAUCUCGUUAUUGUUUGCCGUGCCUGAGUUUCUUGUCUGUAUGGUGUUAAUGCACGUACGGCUUCUUCGACCAUUUCUCAUAAUGCAGCCCGUGCGCGGCCUGUAUAUGCAGGAUGUACUUGGCCUCUUACUUACGCUGCCCGUGCAAUUUGGUGUGGGGCAACGGUUCUUCCGAGCGGCAUACAAGGCCAUUCGCCAUGGUUCUAUGACUAUGGAUACACUUGUCGUUAUCGGAACGAUGGCCUCUUGGACGUUCAGCGUCCUCGCCAUGCUCAUGAUGCUUGGCUGCACCGACCACUGUGAAAAGCCACGUACCUUCUUUGAUACGUCAACCAUGCUCAUUACCUUUGUGUCGUUGGGUCGGUACUUGGAAAGCUCGGCGAAAGGCCAGACGGGCCAGGCUCUCACACGCCUCAUUCAGCUCGCCCCACAGAAAGCCACGAUUUACACGGAUGAGCACCACCAGACAGAGCGAGUCAUCCCGGCAGAACUGCUCCAGGUUGGCGAUACAGUGAAACUUGUGCCGGGAGAAAAAAUUGCAGCGGAUGGUAUCGUCCGGCAUGGCCAGAGCUUCGUUGAUGAAAGCAUGGUCACGGGCGAGCAUGUGCCUGUGCACAAGACCGUCGGUGCCCAGGUGUUGGGGCGGCACCGUCAAUGGCAGUGGAACGCUCGACUUUGA
This is a messenger RNA of Malassezia globosa CBS 7966, 1287 nucleotides long. RefSeq lists its product as uncharacterized. Gene Ontology annotation, cellular component: membrane. The transcript has a single exon. The record is from RefSeq and is a predicted model, not a curated record. Gene Ontology annotation, biological process: copper ion homeostasis. Lineage: Eukaryota; Fungi; Basidiomycota; Malasseziomycetes; Malasseziales; Malasseziaceae. Gene Ontology annotation, molecular function: copper ion binding; P-type divalent copper transporter activity. The coding region runs from base 1 to 1287 and encodes 428 amino acids.